GUGUGUGUGUGUGCGUGUGUGUCCUCCAUACACCAGCUUUAAUUUUAGCUCCAGUUCAGGCUUAAAUGAACCCAGAAUUAGAGCAGAAGCCUCUCCUCUCCUCGUCUUCUCAUUAUCGUAGCUUUUUUCAGAGUUUGACACAGUCCGGGACAACUCCACAAAGUAGGCCUGGAUCCCAGACCAGGUCUAGUGGGACCUGCUGGAGCUGGUGUUUUUAGGUCAUUUAGUUCCAGAGUAGGGCACCGUGCACCCGCUGGAGGACCACAAACUAGAACCCUUUGGAGCUGACAGAUGCUCAGGCCUUAUUCUUAGUUUCCCCUGGUGAUCGGUUCCCACCCAAAACCAACCAUACGAUUUCCACCGAGUUCUCCUAACUCCCCCGCCCCCGCAGCGGCCACCGACCCCCGCCGCCCCCCCGGAGCCGCCCGCCCCCCCUUUUCCAAGCUGGCGUGGCGAUGCAAAUUCAGAAAUAUUUACUUCCUGUAUCUUAAAAGGAAAGGGGGGGCCCCUUUUGUGGAAUGUGGCAACAUGGGUGCGUUUGACCAUGGAGUUCAGAUGUUGCUGACCACAGUGGGGGCCUUCGCCGCCUUCAGCCUCAUGACCAUCGCCGUGGGGACGGACUACUGGCUGUACUCGCGUGGUGUCUGCAAGAUCAAGAGCACCAACGAGAACGAGACCAGCAAGAAGAACGAAGAGGUGAUGACGCACUCAGGGCUGUGGAGGACCUGCUGCCUGGAAGGUUCUUUUAAAGGCAUGUGUAAACAGAUCGAUCACUUCCCUGAGGAUGCUGACCAUGAGGCUGAUGCGUCUGAAUACUUCCUACGUGCGGUGCGUGCCUCCAGUAUCUUCCCCAUCCUCAGCGUCAUCCUGCUCUUCAUGGGGGGGCUGUGCAUCGCCGCCAGCGAGUUCUACAAGUCACGCCACAACAUCAUCCUGAGCUCUGGGAUCCUGUUUGUGUCUGCAGGCUUGAGUAACAUCAUCGGGAUAAUCGUCUACAUAUCAGCCAAUGCAGGAGACCCUUCCAAGAGUGAUUCCAAGAAGAACAGCUACUCCUACGGCUGGUCCUUCUACUUCGGCGCCCUCUCCUUCAUCAUGGCUGAAAUGGUGGGCGUACUGGCCGUGCAUAUGUUCAUUGACCGGCAUCAGGAGUUGCGUGUGGGAGCCUUAGCCGCCGACUACCUCCAGGGCGCAGCCAUCACGAGCAUCCCCAGCUACCGUUACCACCGGCGCUCCCGCUCCUCAUCCCGCUCAACAGAUCCUUCACACUCUUGUGAGGCGUCACCGGUGGGUUUGACCGCCUUUGGGACGCUGCCAUCCACUGAUCUGUCCAUGUAUACGCUUCCCAAGGGCCAAACGGGCACCAUGACGGCCACAUAUAACUCAACUGAGAGGGACCACAACUUCCUGCAGGUCCACAACUGCAUUGAGAAGGAUGCAAAAGACUCAGGCGGACACAACAACACAGCUAACCGACGCACGACACCUGUAUGAAAGUCAAGAAGAGAUCCCAAAUUCUACAAAAACAAAAUCGAGGGACUCCGGGGGAGGAAAAUACAGAUCAGGGUAUACCUGUGAAAGUAAGAAGAGAAGCUUAAAAGAGUUGAUUUGAGAGGUUUUCAUCAGAAGGAAAGUUCUGAGCACUUCACAGCACCUACGAUCACCCAUGAGUUCCUGUUUAAAAAAGGAAAAAAUGCAUCAUAAAGAAACAUACAUCCAAGGUUGCCCACAAAGUCGACGCGUGUGACGCAUUUCCUUUCAUAGUCAACACAUUGAACGCAAGCGAGCCGGGUGACGCGUAAAAUGCAAUACAUCACUCACGCAGUAGGGGGUAGCAGAGUCAGGUACAUUCUGGGUGUCAAACCGGGUGAUAUUCAGAUCAAAAUGGCUACUGAAGACGAGAGUAUUCUGAUGUUGAUUUUGAAUCAGCAGUGCCAAAAAAAACUUGCCAAAUAUAGACGGUGGUAUGUACGGCCUCUGAACUGCAGCAGAGGAGAGGACGGGGAAUUCCAAUCUCUUGUUCAGCCUAUGCAAAUUCUAGACGGAGGAGUGUAGGGCACGGGAAACAUCAUACAAAUGAGAAUGUGCCCGCACACGUUUGCAGACUUUUUCCUUCUCGCCUGCCAUAUUUCAUCUUCGCCUUCUGUAAAUGUAAUUUGUUAAAUUAAACUGUAUCGCUUGCGUAUUGCCCCUGCUGGUGACGUAUGGUAUUACACGCAUCGCUGCUUGCGUAUCAAAAAAAUGGACAACACAUUUUGAGACGCAAGUACGCAUCAUGGCGGCCAAUGCGUCUCAGUGCGAUGUAGUGCGUUCACAUCUGCGUGCUCUUGCGUUGACUAUGAAACGGCCCAAAAGGUGAGCUUACAGAUCUAUAUUUUUACUCUUCCAAAGAUUGGUAAACAGUAAUGGUGUAGUUUAGCCCCAUCUGGGCCCCGUCUAUGACCCUCCCCCCCAGCACACACACCUUCACCUGGCCUAAGGCCCAUGCUUCUUUUAGUUGCCAUAUCUUUUGAUUUCAUUUGUUAUUAACAUUAAAACUGUGAACCACUGAGGUGUGAGAUUUUAACAGGGAACAAGUCAGGCUGCAAAAAAAAAAAAAAAAAAAGACCAGAUGUAAAUAAACCCACAUGUUCUUAGUUCAGCAUCGACUGAUGGAGAAAAGUCGACUUUUUCUGUUUUGCUUUUUGAAAGGGCAGAGUAAAGACAGAACUUUGGGUCCUGGAGGAUCUCACCACAAACUUGAAGAAGACUGUGGACUAAAUGUUACUACUGCCAAAGAGAAAAAGUAGUGCGUCAUUGAACAUGGCAUUCUGCAAGUCGAAGCCCAGUGA
This is a messenger RNA of Sphaeramia orbicularis (orbiculate cardinalfish), 2828 nucleotides long. It is a transcript of the gene cacng2b, whose product is annotated as calcium channel, voltage-dependent, gamma subunit 2b. Bases 529 to 1491 code for a protein of 320 amino acids. Gene Ontology annotation, cellular component: postsynaptic density membrane; AMPA glutamate receptor complex. The transcript is spliced from 5 exons. The record is from RefSeq and is a predicted model, not a curated record. Gene Ontology annotation, molecular function: channel regulator activity; voltage-gated calcium channel activity. NCBI's taxonomy places the organism in Eukaryota, Metazoa, Chordata, Actinopteri, Kurtiformes, Apogonidae. Gene Ontology annotation, biological process: calcium ion transport; postsynaptic neurotransmitter receptor diffusion trapping; neurotransmitter receptor internalization.